AGCGCUUCUCGACGCCAGCCCAAGCCCUCCUGGCCACCAACGUGAUGAUCACGGACCACCGUUUCCUUUGCUUGGCCGUGGCCCAUCUCGCCCUCCGUGCCUCGGCCCAUCCUCGCGCUUGUCUCGGCCGCGGGUCCUGUCCGUCGAAAUCUGGCUUGAGUCGCCUUCUGGCCUUUGAGGCAUAUCAGCCGAGCCCACUUGUUGCCUCGCCUCAUAUAAGUUCGAGGUCGUAGCGUAAAGCAGCAUGGUACUUCUCUUCACAGCUAGCACUUGUUUGCACUUCGAGAGCGACGUCACCUUCUUCCCUUCGCUCAACGAUUGACAUCCCUCAUCCUUCUGCUCCUCACUUGGAGUUCUCAUCACUCGCACCCGCGCUCUCCCCGCACCUCACGCUCCACGCCCACCAUGACCAAUGACAACGCCUCUGGCUCAGGGCCCGGCGCUGCCCCGCCCAAGGAUACCUUUGGUCAGGCCUCUAACUCAACCCCUGCCUCCCAACAGAAGCCCUCAGCGCGCCAGCGUCUAGCCGGCCUUGCGAGUCACCUUUUGCCGCAAGGCAAUACCGAGUUCGACUACAUUAUCGUAGGAGGCGGUACAGCAGGCGCCGUACUCGCUGACCGUCUCACGGAGAACGCCAACGUCAGCGUAGCGGUCAUCGAGGGUGGCCCAAGCGAUGUAGGCCAGGACCGUGUCUUGGACCUCAAGCGCUGGCUGGAGCUCAUGGGCUCUGAUCUCGACUACGACUACCCGACCGUCGAGCAGCCAAUGGGCAACUCGCACAUCCGUCACAGCCGUGCCAAGGUGCUGGGUGGCUGCUCCUCGCACAACACUCUCAUCUCCUUCCGCCCCUUCAACGAGGAUCUCGACCACUGGGCAAACCACUACGGCUGCCCCGAGUGGAGCGCAGCGCGUAUCCAGCCCUACGGCGACCGACUCAAGGUCAAUGCAGUCCCCGUUCAGCCGCAGCACCGCAACCAGGUUGCAAAGGAUUGGGUCAAAGCCUCUUCGCUCGCCACUGGCGCACCUAUCAUCGACGACUUCAACGCGCAGAUUGCACACCGCAACGGGUUUGACAAGGCCGUGGGCUUCUUCAAUAUCUCCUACGACCCGCACUCCGGGUACCGCUCCAGUGCUUCUGUAGCUUACAUGCACCCGAUCAUGCCUCACGGCCCGUACAGGCGUAACAACCUGCACCUGUUCCUCGAGACAUGGGCUCGCCACUUGGUAUACGACGAGCAGUCUCCUCUCACGGUCAAGGGUGUAGCCGUCCGAACCAAGGCUGGCCUCCUCAAGACUCUCACCGCUCGCAAGGAGGUGAUCCUCUGUGCCGGCGCAAUCGACACUCCUCGCCUUCUUCUUCACUCAGAAGUUGGUCCGCGCUCAGACCUGGAGGCAUUGGGCAUGCCCUGCCGCCACGACCUGCCUGGCGUAGGCUCCAACCUGCGAGACCACCCGGAAUCCAUCAUCAUGUGGGAGACGCGCGACACCCCGACCGUCGAGACGACAAUGCAGUCCGACGCUGGCCUCUUCCUUCGCGUCCUGCCGCCCAACGCCGAGCCUCACCCUCAUGCCGGGCCGGACCUCAUGUUCCACAUCUACCAGUGCGUCUUUGACACCAACCUUGAGCGCCAGGGCUUCCGCAGGCCGAACCACGCAAUCUGCAUGACGCCCAACAUUCCUCGCUCGCAGUCGAGUGGCAAGCUCUCCCUCGCCUCGUCGAAUCCGGAGGACAAGCCUCUGUUGGACUUCAAGUACUUCGAGGACCCGAAUGGCUACGACGCACGUAUCCUCGUCGAAGGCAUGAAGUGGGCACGCAAGGUUGCGCAACAGUCCCCCUUUAAGGAGCACCUGCUCGAGGAGAUCGCCCCCGGCCCGUCGGUGCAGAGUGACGAGGAGCUCUCCGCAUACGCCCGCAAGGUCGCGCACACGGUGUACCACCCGAUGGGCACGACGAAGAUGGGUGACCCGAGUCAGGACAGGAUGGCCGUCGUGGACCAGAAGGACAUGAGGAUCGUCGGGAUGAAGGGCGUGAGGGUGUGCGAUGCAGGCGUCUUCCCGUCUGUGCCUACGGUCAACCCUAUGCUUACCGUGCUCAUGUGCGCGGAGAGGUGUGCGGACUUGAUCAAGGGCGUCAAUGUCUGAGCGAGAAGAGCCAUGAUACUCACAUCUCGAAAUGCAUUGUGCUCCGUCUUUGUUCAUUAAUACAAUUUUAAUCAUAUUCGCAGCAUCACUCCG
Messenger RNA from Jaminaea rosea, 2235 nucleotides. RefSeq names its product alcohol oxidase. The coding region runs from base 406 to 2142 and encodes 578 amino acids. NCBI's taxonomy places the organism in Eukaryota, Fungi, Basidiomycota, Exobasidiomycetes, Microstromatales. The record is from RefSeq and is a predicted model, not a curated record. The transcript has a single exon. Gene Ontology annotation, molecular function: oxidoreductase activity, acting on CH-OH group of donors; flavin adenine dinucleotide binding.